Messenger RNA from Ceraceosorus guamensis, 1790 nucleotides. RefSeq names its product t-SNARE. Lineage: Eukaryota; Fungi; Basidiomycota; Exobasidiomycetes; Ceraceosorales; Ceraceosoraceae. Bases 305 to 1666 code for a protein of 453 amino acids. The record is from RefSeq and is a predicted model, not a curated record. Gene Ontology annotation, biological process: intracellular protein transport; vesicle-mediated transport; vesicle fusion. Gene Ontology annotation, molecular function: SNARE binding; SNAP receptor activity. Gene Ontology annotation, cellular component: SNARE complex; endomembrane system; membrane. The transcript has 4 exons.
CCUACGACUACAGCGCUUUCCACUCACGCCUUGACUCGAAAGAGAAUCACGAAUGCUUCCGCUUCGUUAGUCAACCGCGCCAUACAGUCAUACUUUUGGACCUUUCCAUUCCAAGCAUUGCCUUUUCAAGCAAUCCCUCUGUCACAUAUGGGAAGGCGUCUUGAAGCCGAACGGCCAGCCGACCUUUUGUGAGCUACGCUGCUGCUGCACUGGCGCUCGAGACACGUUCCAGGCACCACACUAGAACGCAUACAAGCAGCGGCACGACGCACUUGCCGGCCUUUGCUUGAGCUCCGCUCGCAACAUGUCCAAUCUGACGAGUCGGACUUCGUCUCCCUUCGCGGGCGGAUCUGGGUCGGCGUCGGGCGCAGGAUCAGCUCAGCUGGAAGACCAGUCUGUAGGAGUGAUCAGGUCGCGCACCCUCUUGUUCCUCUCUUAUCGAUCCUCCGCACCUCUAGGACCAAGCGGCAGCGGAUUCAGUUCUCACAGGAGCUCGCUCGGAUAUGGAGAAGGAGAGUCGUGGGAUAGUCAGAGCGACAGCUUGCUGCGCUCCGCGAUGAGCAGAGCGGCAGGACAAAGCUCUUCCAUAGAUGUCGAAUCCCAAAGAGAUGCUUCUUCUUCAGGAACCAAAGUCGGAACAUUUUACGACUCGCAAGGAGCUUUGACAUCCUACCCGCCAAGGAGCGGCUAUGGAGCUGAUGAUGUGGGCUCCUCGUCACUGCCUCCCAAGUGGGUCGACACAUCCGACGAAGUAGAUGCUGUGCUUAACAGCGUAAGACCAAAGAUAGACAGACUAGACAAGCUUCACAACAAACAUUUGCUGCCAGGCUUCGCUGACAGGAGCAAGGAGGAACAAGAGAUCGAGGGCGUCACUGUCGACAUCACGAGGGAAUUCCGGAGAGCGACGUCCCUGAUCAGACAGCUUGCAAGCGCGACAUCUCGUCAGAUCGCAUCUUCCCAAAUGUCUGCUCGGGAAGCGUCCAUGGCUCGCAAUGUGCAGACAGCGCUAGCGACCAGGGUUCAGGACAUGAGCGCAGAUUUCAGAAAGCGACAAGCGGACUACAUGAGGAGGAUGAGAGGCAUCGAGGAGAGGCACAAGAGCAUCACCAAGGGCUCGGGACUAGGCGCUAAGCGCGAGAAGGAGGAAGCUUUGAGAGAAGACAUCGAAAUGUCGCAAGCCCACCUUUCGAAAUCAUCCCAGUCGGAUUCUCAAUCACAGCUCCUCUUGCAAGAAGAAGAGCAACCAAGGAGCACUCAAGUGCAAGUCUCGGCGGAAGCCGAUAUCCAAGCGAGGGAUAGGGAGAUAGAUCAGAUUGCCAAGUCCAUCACGGACCUGGCGGAGCUGUUCCAGGAUCUCAACGCGCUCGUAAUCGAUCAGGGCACCAUGUUGGAUAGGAUAGAUUACAACAUUGAGAACAUGGGUCGUGAUAUGCAGGAGAGCGUGAGGGAGCUGAAUCAGGCCAAGCACUAUCAAUCCAGAACCUCGAGAGGCCAGUGCAUCCUUUUGCUCGUCUUGUUGAUCAUGCUCGCUCUGGCACUGCUCAUCAUCAAACCGUUUUGGCGAUCCUUCACGUCCGCCAGCCCGGCGGGCAACCUACCCGUUCCAACGCAGACCAGCCCCUUCUCGCUCAACGAGCGCAUUCGAGUGUUUCAUGAUGGCAGGUGACUCGGACGCAAUGUCGAUUUACUUAUACCCCUCAUGCCCGAUGACUCAGAUGCGCACUCGUUCUCAGACGUCUCUAGCAGCGUACUGAUACAAUUGAUGCGAGCGCGCAAUGCAAAGAUGGUAU